Molecule: messenger RNA, 6197 nt
Organism: Perca fluviatilis (European perch)
Lineage: Eukaryota; Metazoa; Chordata; Actinopteri; Perciformes; Percidae
Product: retinal guanylyl cyclase 2-like
Exons: 25
Coding region: 741-3911 (1056 amino acids)
Biological process (GO): cGMP biosynthetic process; intracellular signal transduction; protein phosphorylation
Molecular function (GO): protein kinase activity; peptide receptor activity; guanylate cyclase activity
Source: RefSeq, a predicted model, not a curated record
ACCUGCACGUCUAACUGGCUAACUAUAGUUCCUUCUUCCGUGUUGUGUUUGUGUGUGUGGUUCUGACCCAGGCAGGCCCUUCUCUCUGGGACUCAGUCCUUUCCUUCAGAUGGCUCCGAGUAGAGCCAGGUUAAUCCUGUCUCUAUUCCUGACUGCAGACCAGCUGGAGAUCUAAUCCAGAUCAGACCAAUAGAAUAAACCCUCCUUCAUACCCUCAGACCAACACAUCCUCUCAGAACUGAAGGAACAUAAAGAAGUAGUCCUGUAGUAACAUGGAGAUUGGGCUGUGGCCCUGCAGUGUAUAUCUAGUAUAUAUAUAUAUAAUAGAUAUCAAUAGAAUAAACCCUCCUUCGUACCCUCAGCCGUCUCACUGUUGAACUCAAAAGGUAAAGGUAAUAUCAGCUCAAACACACAACCAACUGCCUACUUGACUUAAUCUGUGACAUCACAGAGAGGUGGAUGAUGUCAUCAGCCAGGAAACUUCAUGGAGUCUGAGGAAACGACCUCGGAGAGAUUCAACCGAAAAGGUCACACAGACACACACACAGACUCACACAGACUCUGAACUCUAAACGAGAUUAAUUUAAGCCUCUGACUCUGUGUGUGUGUGUCUCUCUCGUUCGAGAUCAUCAUCAGCACUUUCUGCAGCGUGGCGUUCAUUGAGGAUUUAUUUUCUUUAAUCAACUGAAACUGAUGGUUUUCUUUGGACAGAUGAAUCUGUGAGACAGAAGGUUUCCAGGAUGCAGCUUCCCAGGUGGUUUCCAGGGGCCUGUCUGUGGUUGCUAUGCGUCUCAGAGGUCUGGACAGCAACCUUUAAGCUGGCUCUGAUUGGUCCGUGGUCAUGUGACCCCAUGUUCUCCCGGGCGAUGCCCUCGUCGGCGGCCAACCUGGCGUUGUCACGGUUACGUAGCGACAUGGGUAUGAGCCGAGGAUACUGGUACGAUGUCAAACUGCUGGACGAGAGCUGCUCCGCCUCCAAAGCGCUGACGGAUCUCGGGGACAUGGAGGGUUACGGCCACGCCUACAUCGGGCCCUUUAACCCCGCCCUCUGCCACGCUGCCUCCCUAUUCGCUCAGCACUGGGAGGCGGGCCUUGCCUCGCCAGGCUGUCUGGAUGCUGAUUGGCCGAACCUGCCGCCCAUCACGCCGCCCAGCAGGGUGCUGUUCACCGUGCUGCGGUUCUUCCGCUGGGCGCACGUCGCCGUGGUCUCUGCUCCAUCCGACCUAUGGGAGAGCACCGGACAGGAAGUAGCCUCAGCGCUCCGAGCUCUGGGCCUGCCGAUUGGUCCGGUGGUUACCAUGGAAACAGAGAGCAAGGGCGGACCUCGGGAGGCGCUCAAAACUAUCAGAGAAGCCGACAAGGUCAAAGUGGUGAUAAUGUGCAUGAGCUCCGUCCUGAUUGGUGGACAGGAUCAGGAGGAGCUCCUAUUGGCUGCUCUGGACAUGGGGAUGGUUUCCGACGGUUACAUCUUCAUUCCGUAUGACGCCCUGCUGUACGCCAUGCCGUACCAGGACACAGUAUUUCCUCAGCUGACCAAUAACACAAAGCUUCGUCGCGCCUACAGCUCCGUGCUGACCGUUACCAUGGCGUCGGACCAGAGUUUCUACGAAGCUUUUCGUCAGGCUCAAAUAACCCGAGAGAUUCGCUCUGCUGUGGCUGCUACUGAGGUUUCUCCGGUCUUUGGGACGAUCUUCAACAUGGUGUACUUUGUUGCUAAGGCGGUGGAGGAGCGUCGUCAGGCAGGGGGCGGGCACUGGGUGAAAGGUGAUCAGCUCGUCCAGUCAAAUGGAGGCUUUGAUUUCCAGGGCUUCAAUCAGGAGUUGUAUGGCGGUAAAAAUGGGCGUGGCCUGCAGGCCAGGUACGUGGUGUUGGACAGUAACGGCGACCGCUUCGUGCCGACGCACACGCUCGCUCCGACGCACACGGACGGGACGGUCGGGGGUCUGAGACCACUGAGUCACUCCUUCAUCUUCCCUGGAGGAAAACCCCCCAAGGCCAGCUUCUGUUGGUUCAGUCCAGAGGAGGCCUGCAGUAGUGGUUUGGGCUCUGUGACAAUGUUCUUCAUCUUCCUGGUACUCUGCGCUGUGAUUGGAACUUUCAUCUACUGGUUCAGGAUUUACAGGAGAAGAGCGAGCACGACCAAACUGGUUCUGACUCUGGACGACAUCGUCUUCAUCGACACUCAAGUCAGCAAGAAGAAACUGAACGAUGAGUCCAUCAUGAGGAGUCUUCUGGAAAUAAAUACUCCGAUGCGCUCGAUCGCUCGAAGUUACAUCCUGACGUCACCUGAGAGCUCCAACAUCGGAAUCCUGGAGGGCGACUGGGUUUGGCUGAAGAAGAUCCCCGUUGAAAGGAAGAUAACAGCUGUGAAUCAAAGCACUCAGAGUCUUUUCAGCCAUCUGAGGGAGAUGCGACACGAGAACACCAACCUUUACGUGGGAUUGUUCGUGGACUCGGGGAUCUUUGCUCUGGUGGUGGAACACUGUCCUCGGGGGAGUCUGGCCGACCUGCUGGCCGACGGAGACAUGAGACUUGACUGGAUGUUCAAGUCCUCGCUGCUAAUGGACCUCAUCAAGGGGAUGAAGUACCUUCAUCUACGAGGGUUGAGUCACGGCCGUCUGAAGUCCACAAACUGUUUAGUCGAUGGACGCUUCGUUCUGAAAAUCACAGACUAUGGACUUCCCAUGAUCCUUCACUCUGAGAACAUCAGCCUUCCCGAGGACCCGCAAGAGCUGCUGUGGACGGCUCCAGAGCUCUUGAGGAAUCCGGUCCGAGGAGGUUCAUUUUCUGGAGACGUUUUCAGUUUCUCCAUCAUCAUACAGGAAGUGAUCUCACGAACGCUGCCUUACGCUAUGAUGGACAUGCCUGCCCAGGAGAUCGUGGAGCAUCUGAAGCAUCCCCCCCCUCUCUGCAGACCGAUAGUUUCGGUGGAUGAAGCUCCGGCUGAGUGUCUCAGUCUGAUGAACGAGUGUUGGAGCGAAGAUCCGAGUCAGAGGCCCGGCUUCGACCACAUCUUCAAACAGUUUCGGGGCAUUAACAAAGGGAAGAGGGCAAACAUCAUUGACUCAAUGCUGCGGAUGUUGGAGCAGUACAGUUCCAACCUGGAGGACCUGAUCAGAGAACGAACAGAUGAACUGGAGAUUGAGAGACAAAAGACCGAUAAGCUGAUCGGACAGCUGCUCCCAAAGUCCGUGGCUCAGGCUCUGAAGAAAGGGAAGCCGGUCCAGCCUGAACAUUAUUCGGACUGCACUCUUUACUUCAGCGACAUCGUUGGAUUUACAACCAUCUCAUUUCUCAGUGAACCCAUCGAGGUGGUCGACCUACUAAACGAUCUCUACACGAUGUUUGAUGCUAUCAUAGCGCGUCAUGACGUCUACAAGGUAGAAACAAUCGGAGACGCCUACAUGGUGGCUUCAGGUAUUCCCAACAGAAACGGGAAUCGGCACGCAGGAGAAGUGGCCAACAUGUCUCUGGAACUGCUUCACUCGAUCGGAGAAUUUAAGAUCAAACACAUGCCAGAGAUCAAAGUCAAGAUACGCAUUGGACUGCACUCAGGACCAGUGGUGGCAGGUGUUGUUGGUCUCACAAUGCCCAGGUAUUGUCUGUUUGGAGACACAGUGACCACGGCCUCACUCAUGGAAUCCUCCGGACUGCCCUACAGGAUCCACAUCAGUCUGAGCACAGUGAAGGUUCUGACCAGCCUCAAAGCAGGGUACCACAUAGAGACCAGAAAGGCCCAGGUGAAAGGAACUGUGGACACGUAUUGGCUGAUGGGGAGAGACGGCUUCGAUAGUCCACUUCCUGUUCCUCCAGACCUCACUGGAGGGUCGGGUCAUGGGAUCAGUCUGGACGAGGUUCCAGUUGAAAGAAGACAAAAGUUUCUGGACCGACAGAAGAUGAUAAAGAAAUGAUUACACACACAUGCAUUCACGUGCGCAGGCACGCACACACACAUAAAUACACACACAGGCACACAAUACUCACACAGGCACACACACAGACUGUUAAAGAAUGAAUGUUGUCAGAUUUUACUACAGUUAUCAGUUUAUAAUAAUCAGAACGACCGGCGUUGAUCAACUCGGCUAGGCAGCCCAGGCCGAGAGGGGGGUCGGGCCAGGGUUGCUAACAGCUGGGGCAGGAAAUGGGAGGUCACAGUAAGCUUUACGCUGGGUUUUCACAGUUAGCUCCAACAACAGCAGAGUUUAAAGCUGUAGUGCGUAACUUUAUGAUAUUAAUGAACGUCUGUUACAUUCAAGCCAUAGCCAAUUGAGUUGCUACAAAGCUAAUUAAGACUCCACACAACUCUCUCUGGAUUUCUCAGAAGAUUAUGUUGUCCGGUGACUUUCAGGCACAGAAGAUUGAGUGAAGAUAAUUACCUCUUCUGAAGACUCCAUCAUUUGUUUUUAAUCCUCUGUGUCCUACUUGGCUGCUUGUAACUGUGUGGAGGAGGGCGGGGGUGCGGUCAUGCAAGGCUUGUAUCAUGUGGACGCUCCGACAGUUGCUGUUGUCAUUACUCAUGCGGGAGACAGAAACUACGGAAAAUAGCUUUAAUUUAUUCCCGUGAGAACAGCGGUGAAAGUUCCUGAUUAGGGAUGUUCACGAUUAACCGUUUAAAUGUUAACAGACAAUUAUUACUAUCAUUCAAACAAUUCAAAAAACUAGUAAAAAAAGUUUGCAUUGUAAAAUAAAAAUAAGAUUCUUUUGUCUUUGUGAGUAAAUCGCUAGUGCUAACAUUGCAUUAGAAAGUUGUGUUUGAAGGUCCUUUUUCUGCUAAAGUCACGACGACUACCAUUACAUGACACAGUUCGCUACAUGUCUUGCUGUUUCCUGAUGCUCUUGUCUAAAAUCAUCUGGCCAAAGGAGUACAGUUGAAAAUUAGCCGGCUUGCUAACACUGGCACAUUUACAGAAAUGUUGAUAAAUGUGUGUUGUCUUUUAUAAAUAAAGAAUAAGAAUAAUAAGAAUUGAUAAGGACUGACGGGUUUAAUUGGCCGUCUGACACCUUGGUAAUUUCGCAGCCUAUCUGAUCGUUGUGGUGCAGAUGGGCUCGGACAUUUGUCCCGUGGACAGCUGCCAACUUGUACUGGUUGUGAGAACAUGCUAACAGUUGGGAAAAUGGCUGCAAGUAUCCAUGACAACGCACUCAACAUCUGCAGAUGCUAAAAAGAGAAAUUAAAACAGUAUCCUCCUUGUUUUCUGCUGCACCUGCAAUAAAUGAAAUGAGAGGCUUGGUUUAUACUGACAAAGACUCGGGGCUGACCCUGGUAAUGUGAAAGAAGUAUUAGUCAUAUUGUUUUAGUUUUUUUGUCUAAAGUCAAGACAAAGUAAUAACAUAUGACUGUUAUUUAUGAGAAAACUUCCCAUGAUGCAUUUGAUCUCAGCUUUUCUUCAUUGUUAGCUGAAUAUUAAACUAAAGUAGAUGUGAGUUUGGCUCUACAGUUACUUUUAUUUUUAUUUUUGUUAUUAUGGUUCUGAUGGUUGGAGGCUAACGGCUGACUGUUGGACCCUAACAGAAGAUCCACAGACAACUCAAUGUCGUUGAUCAUUUAUUAGCUAACAAGCCUUUAAGAUCUGAGGGAUACAAGCCCGUCUCAGUUAAAAUAUUCAAUAUAAAAUAAAGAAAUAAUCAAAGGAAACUUGCAAGCACGAUAUCUGAAGCCAAGCUUUACGACGAUAAAAAUCAACUAUUAACAACUACUAACUGACAAAUUAUCAAUACUUUUAAUGUCAAAUUAAUUCACAAUCCCACAAAGAUACUAAUUAAACAGAUAAAUAUGUAUACAUAGAUAAAUACUCUGGAUGUACUGUCUCGCAUUUAAAUAAUAAGUUAAUAUUUACAGGUUUCAUCAAUGUACUUUACAGUACACACUGACCUGAGGGAUAAAAGCCCAGUCUGACUUGUUUCUUCAGUGAUGGAAGCUUUUUGGCUGCAAUGUUACCUUGGAUACUAUAACCUUGUAACUUAUUACUUAUGAAAUGGAACUAUAAAAAUAUGAAAAAUACUGUAUUUAACUACCAAAUAAAAGAAAAAAUACUAUCAAAAUAAAUUAGAACUCAAAUUGUGUGUUUAACAUAAGAUGCAAAAGGCAUAUGUUACACAUGUUAGACAUUUAAAGACUAUUGUUUAUUUGUGUUUCCUUGUUGUUGUUCUUAAACCUGUCAUGUAGAAAAUAAUUCAAUAAAAUGUUCAGUUCACAA